UUUUGAAUCGGGGGGGAAGUUUCCAGUGCGCUGACGGACUUUUGGAGAGUUCAGUGUUCAGUGUUGUGCGCUCUCGGUGCGUCACACGCUCAAACAGCUCCAGUGGAAGCGCACGACUGCAGACUUCAUCAUACAAUAUAGCGUAUAGAGCCCAAGAUUCUCUCUCUCGCUCUCUCUCGCUCUCUCUCUCUCUCUGAACACAACAAGCUUCGGGUUUUUUUCUGCAAAGCUUGAAUUCGCUUCUACUUGUGGCUGCAUCCUAGGAGUGAAAUGGAUGUCAUCCCUAUGUGCAGCAUCUUCCAGGAGCUCCAGAUUGUGCACGACACCGGAUACUUUUCAGCUUUACCAUCUCUGGAAGAGUACUGGCAGCAGACAUGCCUUGAGCUGGAGCGGUACCUCCAGAGCGAGCCCUACGUCUCGGCCACGGACCUCAAAUUUGAGAGCCAGGAGGACCUGUGGAGCAAGCUGAUGCUCGCCUGCGGGGACAAGUCGAAGGAGUCGGACCCAAAGAUCCCCCACAUCAAGGAGGAGGAAGACAAUCAGGACAGCCGGCACCUCGACGCCGGCGGCUUCAACUCCGACGCCAGCAGCGAGGCCUCGGACAGCUCCGAGGAGCUCUCCCCGACUCUCGACUUCUCCUCCAGCCCUUUGACUGACAUUAUGGGAGAUGGCGGCGAAGACCUGGGCUCCGCCAUCAUCAGCACGCCGCCGUCCUCACCUGAGCUGGGCAAGGAGGGCUCUGUCGGCCAGGUGUGGAGUGGGAUACAGACUGUGCUGCACUCACCUGGGAAAAUAAGGACUGGGGAGAGGUCGGGGGUGACCAGCGGGGAGGUGUCACCUGACGGCAGGAGGCGGGUGCACAGGUGUCACUUCAACGGAUGCAGGAAGGUGUACACCAAGAGCUCGCACCUUAAAGCACACCAGCGCACGCACACAGGGGAGAAGCCCUACAGGUGUUCAUGGGAGGGCUGCGAGUGGCGCUUUGCACGAAGCGAUGAACUCACCAGACACUUCAGGAAGCACACUGGAGCAAAGCCAUUCAAAUGCAGUCACUGCGACAGGUGUUUCUCCCGUUCCGACCACCUGGCGCUGCACAUGAAGAGGCACAUCUAAGAUGGCCUCCGUGUCGAGAUCUCUGAUGGAUGAUUCUGGUUUGAUUGUCCUGACCUGUGGGGGGAUCAGCGAGGCCGGUGUGUCCUGGCAGCGUUAACAGGGACACCGCCGCGUUCCAGUCAGUGGAAAAAAGAUGAAGCAACGCAGGCUAUUAUUUGCACCAUACUUAGUGCCUCCAACACCUCGCUGUGGAGAUUGCUCUUGAAAGGCUUUUACGGAGGAGUGGGGUGGGGGGGGUGGGAGGGGUUUGGGGAGAGAGACUUUGAAAAAAAAAAAAAGUAAAAAAAACGGGAAAAAUCUGGGCUGGAGUAGACGGGAAAAGACUCUUCUGUAUGGUAUUCAAUGCUUUUUUCCUGGAGGAUUAUGGGACUCCUGCGGGGGUGCCAUUCCUCCAAUGACAGUGUGUUUGCCUGUACGCAUGGGGGACUGUGAGUGCCUGUGACUGGAUGCCUGUGCUGGCUUUACGGAGCGGAUGGAGCUUGCAUUGUGGAGUUGCGAGUGAAUGACGUGAAGGGGGGUGAUGUUAUGAGAGGGGAGGUUUUUUCGGGGGGAUAUUUGUGGUCUCACUGAGAAUGAAUGCAAGCAACAAAAAAAAGGGUUCUGUCUGUGCUGUUUGAGUCUAUUGGCUGUGGAGGGGAUUCGGGGCUUGUUUUACGGAGCCGAUUUGUGAGAGCGAUCGCCCCCUUUCUGCCCGGAGGUGGAACUACAGCUCCCUAUUCGAACACAUUCGGGGAGGUUGUUUUGUUUAGUGCAGCUAUUAAAUGUGCAAUGUAUUACGUAGCCUGUCUCAAAACAUACACGCUAUAAAGCUCAUUUUGUUGUCCAUUGUGUAAGCUCUGUAUCUUAAAAAAAAAAUGAAAAAAAACAACGGUUGUACACAAACAGUUAUUGCCAUUAUAACAGAAGUUGCAUGGGAUCUGGGGAUGUGUUGCUCACCUGUUUGCUUAUAGGACAACAAAAUUCCAUUCGAGAGCAGCUACCUUCAUAUUACUCAAUAUCAUAGUAUUGUACAAAACACAUAAGGCAGUCAUUUUGUUUUUUUUAUCUUCUUGAUAAGUUGGGGAUACCACUAUUGCUUGGCAACUGUCUUGAUCAUGGGAUUUUUGUUUCAUUUUCUUCACUUUCGCUCUUCUCUUUUGUUCUACCUGUAAAUGCACUGUUGACCUUACUGAUGCCUUAUGUAAGUGGCCUUGUCCUGUUAAAUAGAUCUCUCUCUCUCUUUCACACACACACACACACACCAAACGGGGGUUGCGAAUGCACUAGUGCGUUAUUGAAUUGCUUUAUAAAGGCUCUGAUCCAUACAGUCGCACCUUUGCCCUUUUGUCUCGCGACAGACUCCUCUAAACUCCGGAAUAAUAAUGAAAAAAAAUAUCAGCUUCAUAAUGACUGCCAUUUUUACAUAUCUGUGCAUUCUUUGUUGAACAUAUCAUCAAAACUAAAUCCUCAAAAAUGACCCCAGUCUGAGACAGAAUCUUGGAGCACUUGAAAAAGCAACUCAUCUUUUAAAAGGUUUACUACUAUGUAGUAUAAAGCGGCGUGGAUGCACUUCAGAUGGACUCUAACUUGCUGUCAAAGGUACAGUGUCUUGGAAAUAUGUUCUCAUAUAAUGUGGCGUGCUCAGCAGCCAAGGUUGUGACAAAUUAGGAUUUACUGCAAAUAAAACAUUGACGCUGGGGCCAUUUAUAUCUGUUGAUGUGUCAGAAGCUUACCAGUCUUUAAGGUAAAGGAUGUGUCCUUAAGAGUGAUGACAACAUUCUCAAUCAUGAGUCUGUAUUGAAGUUGUAUGUUUUGGUAAGUCUCGCCCUCAAGGUGAGUCAGUAUCUUUACUCAGCCCUGGUUUAAACAACCCUGUGAUCAGACGAAAGGGUACCAAAAACCAGUCUAACCGGUUCAGCCGAGCUGCGCUGCAGGUCUAGAGGUUUCUGUCUGUGUCUGCAGGUGAACUGAGAUGAGACCAGGACCAGAUCUAUGUCUGUACCAACUUCACUAUAUGCAUGUUUUAACUUUAGUUACUGUACAUGACUUCAACACACUCCUCUGUGGGUUGAUAGAAUUCUCUGAUCUUUCGAGUUUAUUGAAAUGCCCUCAGUUUCACAAUUGGAUAAACUCCAUCACAAUUUUCCCUAUUUCUAGAAAACAUUUUAGAGCCACAAUGUUUUUUUUCUGUUUUGUUGAAAAGUAAGACAUAUGGAAGUGUUGAAAAGGAACUUAUCUGCUUUAAGGGUAUGGCUGGUUUAAGUGGUCAUAAAACUUGUUUGAGCUGUACAGGUGAACCUGGUCAACAUGAAAGAAAGUCCAUACACUGAGAAAUGUCAAAAAUGCAAAGAUAUGUACAUUGUAAACUAAGAGAAUUUUGUAAGGAAGCUUCUAUUUUGAAAGGGUGUGGGACCAAAAACAAGUGCAGAGUGUUGUUUCUAAAGAUGAACCAAUAAAGACAAGAGGCUGAAGAAUUAUUGUAAAAUAGACACACUCCAUUCUCCUUCAUUUGCUUCUGUAACAUCUUUGUUUUUGAUUUGAUUUGAGGAAGGUAGAGCAAAUGUACGUUUAAAAAGACAUCGAUUGCGUAUACACCUGUGGCCUAUCAUCUUUCCAAAAAAAACAACAAAACAAAAGAAAAAAAAAACUUUUCAGACGUGAAUUGUUCUGGACACUUGAAUUGUCAUAAUUUUGCAUUCUGUUGCCCGCUAAGUAUUACUUUUUUUUUAAUUAUUAUUAUUUGCCAUGUGAUUUCUUUCUCUCAACUUUUCAAAGACCUGCGAAGACGCCCUAUCUUUAGCUAUAGAGAAUCUUUAUUGGAUAAACAUGGAGAUAAAAAUAUGAGGCUCUAUUUUUGUUUGUUUUAUGGCAUAACAAGAUUUUUUCAUUUGAAAUUGUUUUGUAAAAUAGUUUCUGUAUGAAUGUAUUUUUUAUUGGAAAAUCGAUAAAAAGAAUUUAUUGGAUCUA
Sebastes umbrosus (honeycomb rockfish) is the source of this 4059-nucleotide messenger RNA. Its product is annotated as Krueppel-like factor 6. The transcript is spliced from 4 exons. The coding region runs from base 271 to 1113 and encodes 280 amino acids. The record is from RefSeq and is a predicted model, not a curated record. Gene Ontology annotation, molecular function: DNA-binding transcription factor activity, RNA polymerase II-specific; RNA polymerase II cis-regulatory region sequence-specific DNA binding. Gene Ontology annotation, biological process: regulation of transcription by RNA polymerase II. Lineage: Eukaryota; Metazoa; Chordata; Actinopteri; Perciformes; Sebastidae.